AUGCCUCCCGCUCACAUUGUAAUCGACAUGGAUGCGCCUCCUUCCAAAUCGGCCAUGAGGGAUGCAAGCACACGACGAGAGAGCGUUCCGGGACGCCCCAAGAGCAGUACUACUACAACUACUAAUGGUCGACGACGAGAAAGCGGUGUCGCCCUGCCCAAGAACAGUUGCAGGAGCAGCACGGGUCGAAGGGAAAGCAGUGUAAGCAAGAGUAAGAGUCCCACAAGACGAGACAACAACAACAACAACAACAACAAGAGUCCUACUACUAGUAAGACUACCCGAAGAGAGAGCACCAAAAAGCCGAAACGAGACAGUGUCAGCAACACGAACGUGCGAAAAGAGAGUAGCACUAUUAUUUCCACCAAUAAUACGACCACUCCGGAAUCACAUCAUGACAACAAUCAUCAUCAUCAUCAUCAACAUAAGAAGAACAGUCAACGCCAGUUACAAAUGUUGGAACCAUCGCCUCCCAGUAUUCCUCGUCGGCUGCUCCUGGAAGAUCCCAUGGACGGUCCCUGGCAACGCGCCAAGACGGAAUGGAAGGAUCCCUGGAGUUGGUUUGCCAUUGACGAUUGUGGACGAUUGUUGGAUGUGGAAGCAUCCUUUGGAAGCACACAGACCGUCUACAAGUGGAUUCUAUUCGGAAUCACCAUGGGUACCACCAUUUAUCUUUGGAGUACGGCCGACAGUGCCUGGUUCUUGGGGAAUCUAGAUCACUGGGCGCUCCUCUUCUCAUUACUGUAUCAGGCAUUAUCUCUGGGAAAUGGACACUUUCAACCACCCCAACCGGUCCACGUCGAAGGACUCAAUCUCUACGUCAAACUGUUUUGGAUACUCUUUGAAGUUGCGGCUCAUUUGCAGAUUUUCACGACCUUGAUGUUCUGGGUCAUUGUCUAUCCCCAACAACACAGCGAUAUACCCAUUGGGUAUGAUAUCUUUGGAUUGCACGGAGUCGUACUGGUGGCCGUAUGGGUCGACGGAAUGCUCUUGAAUCGGAUCCCCGUUCGUGUCAAGCAUUACUUUGCCGUACUCACCGUCGAUGCCGUCUACAUGCUGUGGACCAUUAUUCAUGCCGCGGCGGGAUUGGGCAAUGGCACUGACGGCAGUACCAGCAGUGCCAUUUACAGGCCUCUGGAUUGGAAGAAUCAAACCGUGCAGUCCGUCUUUUUGAUGAUUGCCAUGUUGACCGUAUUCGCACCAUUGCUCUUUGCCUUUCAAUACUGCAUGAGUCUCUACACAUUUCCAUGGACGUGGAAUGGCUCUAGAUCACGAAAAUGCAUCGAAUUUGACAUGAGCCGCAGUAUGGCCAACAACCCAUCCUCGCGGCGUCGACCACAACCACCGCCUCCUCCCCCACCAACUCCUACACCCGUCGACACAACCCCUCCGUCUCCCCAAAAGAAGAAAAAGAUUGUCGACAAUAGUACGGCGGAAACCAGUCGCACCAGCAGUCGAAAAUUGGUGGAUCAGACCGUAGAGGCAGUCGCACCGAAACAACCGCGAAAAUCAAUACUACAGACAAAAAAGCAUACCAGCUCCUCGAACGUUUCCGCCAUUACCGGUGCUGUGCAUGUCAAUCCACAACAACCACCGGCCGCCAAACGGCCGCCAAAACGAAACAGUAUUAUCAACAAGACGCCCAACAAAAAGAACAAGAAAAAGUCACAACAACAACAAACAGAAGUGCCCUUGAUGGAUAUUGCCUAG
This is a messenger RNA of Seminavis robusta, 1710 nucleotides long. Lineage: Eukaryota; Bacillariophyta; Bacillariophyceae; Naviculales; Naviculaceae. The record is from the annotation of a GenBank genome assembly.